GCCCGCGCAUCGCCAGGCAGUGAUGUUCAGAGUGUGUAAGGGGAAGCACGUCGCACCGCAUCUCCGGCCACCAGUCCCACGCUGGCUAGUUGGCUCUUGCCGUCGCUCUGAACACUGUCGCUCUUCUUGGCUACUUGGACCGUGCUGAGGAUUGCCCUGGGAUGUUAUUUAUAGAAUGUGAUGCAUUUGUAGCAUGUGGUGAGCUCUGAUAAGCUGUGGAGUCUGUUUGCUCUGACAAAUCAAAGAUCUAUCGAACUAUAGUUGCUAGCCAUGUGUAACUUAGUGUAACAAUGCCUGUACCGCAAAUAUUACUACAGGAAAAGAUUGAUGAUGUUUGUUCCGUGAGUGUCUAGAACAACACACCUUCCUGGAUAGAUUCAUCACCAUGCGAGUGCUAACACCUGUGAUGCUGGUGGUGGUGAUGGUGGUGGUGGUGAUGGUGAUGGUGGAGGGGUCGUCCAUGAGGGGUGGGAGCAGUGCCUACCCUCUGAGAGAGGGGCUGAAGCUUGUGAACAAUGGCUAUGAUGGCGUGGUAGUCAAGGUGGAUGAUCGUUUCCCUGAAAGCUGGUGCAACACUAUUCUUGACAGACUUGAGAUGAUGCUUGGCCGCGCCUCGUCUGUGCUGUACCGCGCCACCAGACGUCGUGCAUACUUCAGGAGCGUCACUGUAAUACUGCCUGCCCACUGGUCCUCCUCACGCUGCCCUCGCCCUAUUAGUGGUGCUGCAGCCCCUACCUACCCACCCGCCUUCACUAUCUCUGAACCCCACCCUGUGUACGGCCACGUGCCCUGGACGCUGCAAGUGGGCGGCUGCGGGAAGCCAGGCAAGACGAUAUACCUGACUCCGGAGUACAUUACCGACAGGAACUUCUCUGAGACUUUGGGCGACCCUGAUUCUCCUGUGCUUGGAAUAAGAAAAAGAGGGGGGCCGAAUUUACAAGUCCUCGGCGACCCUUCUGAAUCCCUCCUCUCCUUCCUCACGCAGCCAUUACACUGA
This is a messenger RNA of Portunus trituberculatus (swimming crab), 997 nucleotides long. RefSeq names its product calcium-activated chloride channel regulator family member 3-like. The record is from RefSeq and is a predicted model, not a curated record. Lineage: Eukaryota; Metazoa; Arthropoda; Malacostraca; Decapoda; Portunidae. The transcript has 3 exons. Bases 386 to 997 code for a protein of 203 amino acids.